AUGGACGAAGUAAGCGACUAUCACGACGACCAUAUCCGCCCGCAGAAAAAGCGUCGCAAGUAUAUUGCCAAAGCAUGCAACGAAUGCAAACGUCGCAAGAUCAAAUGCAAUGGCCAGACGCCGUGCCAAAGAUGCGACCGGCAGCGCAUCGAGUGUGUUUAUGCGGAUAAUCAGCGGAGUAUGGGUGAUACAUUAACCCUCGACCGCCUCUCCCGCCAAAUGACCACCAUGCAAGAACAAAUCGCCCUCCUCUCCUCCGCCGUCCACACCCUAACCAACACCGGCGCCAUCCCCCGCCCCGAUACCAACACCACACACCCACACCCCCAACCCCAAACAUGGACCCGCCGCCUCUCCUCCGCCAAAGAAGCACUCACCUUCCAAGGCCCCACGACCUCAACCUUCAGCUUCGACCUCGCGAAAUCCAGUCUCCAACAGCGCGGAAUAGUGGGUGUCGUCGACGGCGAUGACGAAGACGCAGACGGUGAUUUGACGCAGGAACCCUCGCCGAUGCCGUCGCCUCCUUCGCCGGCGAGAGACUCGGUUGAUCCGUUGUGGAUGAUUGGGAAGAGUGAGGCGCUACGGUUGUGUAGGGUUUAUGAGGAGGAGAUGGGGAUUAUGUAUCCUGUUUUGGAGGUGGAGGAGUUGUUGGGGCAGGUGCAUGUUCUAUAUGGCGACGGGGGAUUGGAUGGGGGGAUUUUGGAGGAGGGAGAUGUGCAUAUUUUGAGGAUUGUGCUUGCUUGUGCGCUUGCGGCUGAGGCGAGUGGGGGGAGUGAGUUGGCUGUGAGGUUGUUUGAGAGUGUACGCGUUGUCGCAGAUGAUUAUGUUUGGGGAGCGCCGGAUAUCAAUCGCAUUAUCUUCUUGACUUUGGUGUCAAUCUUCUACUUCCAAAUGGACGAAGAAACACUCGCCUGGCGUACAAUCGGCAUCGUCGAACGCAUGUGUCUCGAAACCGGUCUCCACCGCCGCGAAACCCUAGACCAACCCUCUCUCCUCGCCUCAGCAGGCAGCAAAGACCGACUCUCGCGUCUCUUCUGGUCCGUCUACAUCCUCGAUCUCCGGUGGAGUUUCGGCACGGGAAUGCCCUUCUCCCUCGAAGAAAGCGACAUCGACCCCUGGCUUCCUGAACCCGAGGAGAAGAAUUUCCCGUAUUUACGGGUUAUGAUAAGGUAUAGUCGGAUUGCGGCAAAGGUGUGGAAGUUGAUCGCGGCGUUUAAUAAUACGGAUGAGAUUAAGAAGGAUGAGAUGAAUUAUCUGGAUUGGCAGGUGUUGAGGUGGGCGGAGACGAUGCCGGAGUGUUUGCGGUUGGGUGGGGAUCAGGAAGAUGAGCCAAGGAGUUUGCGGAGGCUGCGCUCUGUGUUGUAUCUUCGCGCGAACCAGCUGCGUAUGCUUAUCCAUCGUCCUGUACUGCACACAGCUGCGCAUAUCCGUCGCUAUCCCGGUGAAUCCGCGACAGUGGUUGAUUUGGCCAAAGACACGAUCCGCUUCAUUGCGCAUCUGCACGAAACUUCCGACAUAUACAGUCGCCAACAAGUCACCUUCAACUGGUUCUUGGUGUCCGCAUUGGCAGUUCUGUUUCUAGCCGCCGCGCAAGCCCCAGGACAGUUCAAUCGCGGGUGCAAAGAGGAGUUCUAUAUGGCGCUGGAACUGGUGAAGGGGUUCUCGACACAGUCGUAUAUAUCGCAGCGGCUGUGGAAGUCCAUUAAGAGUUUGCGGAAACUCGGGCCGCAGUUAGGGUUGUCACAUGAGCACCAGCAGCAGCAUCAAACUCAAGGGGACGGCUCAUUGGGUGAUGUACCCGCUUCCUCGACGGUACAAACGACACCACUAGACGGAAAUCAGAUGACGCAGGAGUUAAUGGAGUGGUUUGAAACAGUGGGGAACCUAGAUACAUUCAUGACCAUGGGGGUUCCGGGCACGAAUACAGGUGUGGAAGAUGGAUUGGCCAUGCUGGAUUAUGGUGGGGAGUUGUCUAGUGUUAUGAAGGAUUGUUUUUAG
Messenger RNA from Aspergillus glaucus CBS 516.65, 1998 nucleotides. RefSeq names its product putative C6 transcription factor. Gene Ontology annotation, biological process: positive regulation of transcription from RNA polymerase II promoter by galactose; DNA-templated transcription. The record is from RefSeq and is a predicted model, not a curated record. The coding region runs from base 1 to 1998 and encodes 665 amino acids. Lineage: Eukaryota; Fungi; Ascomycota; Eurotiomycetes; Eurotiales; Aspergillaceae. Gene Ontology annotation, molecular function: zinc ion binding; DNA-binding transcription factor activity, RNA polymerase II-specific; RNA polymerase II cis-regulatory region sequence-specific DNA binding. Gene Ontology annotation, cellular component: nucleus. The transcript has 4 exons.